UGAUCUGACGCAAUAAAAAUUAAAGAUGGCAGCCUCCAGAGAGAACUACGAUGCUGGUAGUUCACAUCAUAAUACAAAUGAAUUUGCAUCACAUGCUGGACAAGGAACAAAGAAACAAAAGCCAUGUAGAGCAUGUACAGAUUUCAGGUCAUUUGCAAAAGCUCGAGGUAUGACUUUUUCAGUGUCGGAGAGUGACAAGACGAGAAAUGUCCAAGAAGCAGUAGAUCCUGAAUGUCCAUUGGACCGAGAAGAGCUGGGCUCCAAUACCUGGUCAUUCCUACACACGAUGGCAGCAUAUUACCCAGACAACCCAAGUACAACUCAACAAAGCGAGAUGAAGCAAUUCAUCCACCUCUUCUCCAAGUUUUUCCCAUGUAACGAGUGUGCUGAAGAUUUAAGAGAGAAGUUGAAGACCAAUGAACCAGAUACAAGAACUCAACACAAAUUAUCACAAUGGCUCUGCGGACUACACAACGAUGUCAACAGACGAUUAGGAAAACCACAGUUUGAUUGUUCACAGGUCAACGAACGGUGGCGUGACGGAUGGAAAGACGGGUCAUGUGAUUGACGACUGACAAGCUCUCUCAUUGGCCGAGACAAUGCAAUCAUAACAAAUUGACAGAUGGGUUUAUAUAUAUUAAAAUCAUUGGUUUAAAAAAUCGGAUUCUAUUAGCAUUCAUAUAUUUUGUUCAUGGUGAAAUUACUUGGUUAAUACAUAAAUAUAUUGAGUAUCAAUAUACUAUAUUUAAAUAUUAGUAAUACUGUAGCUAUAAUAGUUUUUAUACCAAUAUGGUUUUAUUAUCAUCAGCAAUAAGCCUUUAAAAAUUGGGAUAUUUUAGUGCCAGUUGAUCCUGAAACUAAGAAUAUUUACUGUUGUCUGACCAGGAUAGGGAAAUUACCAUUAAUCAUGUAAACUCAUCUAACCUAUGCCAGCAUAAAAAAACUGGUGUUAAAUUGUAAAUGAUCAAGAUGAUACUAAAACAUUUCAAACAUUUUCUUACAAUAUCGAUUAUGUAAUAUGAUCUUUAGGUUUUCCUAUUAAUUUACUUUGUAAUACUAAAACCAUUAUAAAAUUAUUUUUUAAUAAAGUUUUUAGAUUGAAUUUAAA
Molecule: messenger RNA, 1108 nt
Organism: Anneissia japonica
Lineage: Eukaryota; Metazoa; Echinodermata; Crinoidea; Comatulida; Comatulidae
Product: FAD-linked sulfhydryl oxidase ALR-like
Exons: 3
Coding region: 26-568 (180 amino acids)
Cellular component (GO): mitochondrion
Molecular function (GO): flavin adenine dinucleotide binding; flavin-dependent sulfhydryl oxidase activity
Source: RefSeq, a predicted model, not a curated record